AUGAGCGACCGCAAUGACGCGGGUCCCAGCGAGUCGCUCUCGGCUGCACAGGAAACACGGCUUCAGCUUACAGGCUACUUUUCCAGUGCGCUGUCGCUCGCAGGGACGCUCUACGUGCUCAUCCACUAUGGCUACGUACAUUGGUGCAGACCUAGUGCUCUACAGCUUCCUCAACAGCAGCUUGCGCUCCAAUUGCCACGUCGUCGCCAAGUGGAUUUCAUGGACAAGCUCGUGUUUGUAUUGGCGCUCUUUGAUCUCGUCACCAUUGCAGCGCGUGCAGUCGGACGCAGUGUGAUGCACGACUCGGUGCUUUGCAGAGCACAGGGGGCGACUAUACAAGCAGCUACUCUAGCCAGUUGUAUCUGGAUUUGUUGCAUGGCUUACAAUCUUUACCGUUGGAUUGCGGGUGGCGAGUCGGACGCUACGCGACAAAGAAGAUUUCCACUCUUUUUGGCCAUUGCACUUGUGCCUGGAGCAGCUGUUGUCGUCUACCACCUCAUGACAAACAAGUAUGGCGACGCGACGUUCUAUUGCUGGCUGGACGAAAUUCGCUACAUGUUUUUGAACUUCUACCUGUUCUACCUACUUAUGAUUAUAUUUAACUUUGUGCUGUUGGCACUCAUUCACUUGAACAUGAAGCAGCGAGUGGCAAGGCACGAUACAGUGGAAGCUGAUACGUCAUCAACGCUCAUUCGUCGCAAGUUGCUACUCUACAUUGUCGUCUUUAUUGCUCAUCGUACACCUAUGAUGAUCUAUCGGCUGUUUGAAGCUGGAGGGAUGGAUAGUCUGAGUGUAGGCCUCACCAUGCAGGUGAUCCAAGACCUAAACGGCUUCUCCAACUCGAUCGUUUACGGUGGCAUUUGCCACAGACGAGCUAAAAAGUUGCCACUGCGGCGUGAUUGUGAAGCGGAAAGCUUAUCUUCAUCUACAAACAGCAUUGCAGGCGGCUAUGCUGCAAAGGAGUGCACUGCGAUCGCAGAGGAUGAUCUCGAUGCCAUAUUCGGUUCAUCCGCGAGGAUUCGAACUACACUGACCCUAUCGGGACAUAAAAUCUCGAGCGAGUUGGAAAGUAGAGACUCAUAUGCAGACAGGAAUGCUCACCAUCGCAUGACUCAAGUGGUGAAUCAGGAAGAGCGCAGCCCUAGCUACCAGACUUGGCAUCAACGCUUGCAAAAACGUUUAUCUGCACCGUCGCCUUCCUCCGUAGAAGCCAAAAAGAUUGUGAUCUUCACGUCCACCUUUAACAUGGGCGAGAAGGAUGUUAACGAAAGCGAACUGUGCGAAUGGAUUCCAUUAGAACAAGAUGUCUACGUGAUCGGUGUACAAGAGUGCAUGGACCUCGCUGAUUUUCAAAUCAAGAUUCUGCGCCACCUCGUUUCUGGGUCAACUAGUAGAUACGUCCGCUACUCGCGCGAGAUUGGCAAACGAGCUACAGCAUUGGGCUAUCAUGGAUACAUUGCACUAUGCAUUUUCGUACGAGCGACAGCUGUGUCGUCAGGCCGCUUCCGUAUGCGUCAUAGACAGAGCAGCAACAAAAAGGCUCAAGAGGUAUUCUGUGGCAAGUCACUUUUGGUCUUCGGUCGUGCAUCUAACAAAGGUGCUGUAGGCAUGUCUUUUCGGUUCGAUGAUACUUCGUUUGCUUUCGCAACAUGUCACCUGGCGUCCGAUUCAUCAAGCCUGAAGCGAGCUAAACGCAAGAGAAGCUCCAAUGCUGUUUUACAAUGUCAAAAAAGAGGUGACGCUGUAGAAGCGAAUCUGCGGCGGAGUAGUGACAGAGACAGUGGUAGAAAAGCUUCCUUGUCCGAUGGGACAACUACGAAGGCGCAUCAAUUUCAGUCAAAAUUGGAGCGGCGUAAUCGAGACGCAAUGGAAAUUCUACAGCAACUGUACUUGGACGAAGAAGAUUAUGGUUUUGGCUUCCAGCAUUUGCAUCAUCACAGCUUUAUUCUCGGUGACUUUAAUUAUCGGAUGACGCGGAGAAGUGCGACGCCAAUUGACAUGCUAGAGCUACUUGUGAAUGCUGGGACUGAAUACCACAAUACGCGCGACAACGUUUAUACACUAAAUUUGUCGUCACCGUGCUCCCCAGUAACUAUUCCAACAUCGACGCGCGAGAAUUUCUCUCAUGAUAAUGAGAGUGACUUUCGGCAAUGCAUAACACCCAGAAUGCAGAGCUCAUCAACGAUCGCAGCGACUCAGAAGAGCCUUAGAGAUCGGCCUUGUACAUCGACAUGCAACAUGGGUAGUCAUUCGCCGCCGUUCCUACUGCGAUCACUUGUCGAAGAACACGACGAGCUGUAUCAGUUAUGCCGUUCACAGCAGAUUUUCCACGGUUUUAAGGAAAACGAGAUUGCGUUCUUUCCUACUUUUCGACGCAUUCGAGGACAAGCUCUGCGGCAACCACUUGAUGCAGUCAUGUUUCAGCAGAAUUACUCUCUCGUAGCCACUCACGGCGGGUACCGGGUGCCAUCUUACACAGAUCGCGUCUUGUAUAGUUCGCUUGCAGGUACAGAGGAAUCACUUCGCUGCUUAUCCUACAAUUCUUGCGAGGCAGUGACCUCGUCGGACCACAAACCGGUGUCUGCUUGCUUCGAGAUAUCACUGUUGGCGUCGACACAAAAGCCAUCCCCAACUUUACCGUUGGCUGAGGAUUCGCAGUGGAACGCUGACUCGACAGGUGCUAACCCCAUGGUUCUUCACGCUCACCCCUCAGCAAGUACACUAGCUGCUGCUCGAAUGAAAGACGUACCUGGUGCGUGCGAGUUACGUCUGCGAAUUGAGUUUCGUUCGAUUCACUGGGUUGAUGCGGUCGACUCAGCUUUGUUCGACCGCGCUGAACAUGUGCAGUUCGGCUUCCUCUUUCCAUUACCGUGCGAGGAUGUAUUUGCGCCUCAGCGCAAGUUGCAUGAAGUGGCUGAGCACUUGACAUUUGGCGGGUUCGAUACCAGGAACACAGGUGACAUUGACUUUGCGUCCACUGUCACGCCAAUCUCCAACUUCUACACAAUGAGGUGGCAUGAGUUUGUGAAUAGUGGUUUACGGUAUCAUACCACGGCAGGAUCUGUCGGUCGCAAGCACGUAGCUGUAGUCCUCCGCUCUCUAGGGCGAGGACGGACAAUGUCCAAGACCUCAUCGGCUUCGCAAUUGUUAGGACGUAGCAGUUCGCUGUCUCCACAUACCAGCGCCAACUCAAUCGCUUCGACGUGCUCUUCAACCUAUUUCAACACUUCGGUGUCGUCUUCAUCGUUCUCAUCAAAGAAAUUAUUUGGUCACGGCACUUUCUGCGCUGAAGGCAUGAUGAAGAAGCGCGAUGUAUGUGUACCAUUAACUCUGGGCGGACGACUACUGGGUCGACUUCAGCUACGGGUGUCCCUACAAAUGCGUCAGACAAAACAUGCAGACUCGAGAUGA
Peronospora farinosa is the source of this 3411-nucleotide messenger RNA. The record is from the annotation of a GenBank genome assembly. NCBI's taxonomy places the organism in Eukaryota, Oomycota, Peronosporomycetes, Peronosporales, Peronosporaceae.